AUGUCAUGCUGGCCUUCAAUCACAGAAUGGGCUUCACUCAAUGACACUAUCUCAGGCCGUCUUAUAAAAACGACGCCUGUGGCAUCUGUCUGCUACCCUUCCGAACCUACUUUCGACGCCGAGGCCUGUCAAACUGUCCGGUCCAACUGGACUACUUGGCCGUUUCAUUCGGCAAACCCAACGAGCGUCGGUGAUCCUUCUUUGGACAAUGCAUGUAGUCCAAUCUUUUCCAAUGGCACCAGCGUCUCUGGUAACUCAAAAGCGGCGAAGCAAGGAUGUUCGCUAGGCAAUUACCCUCCAUACGUGGUCAAUGCAACAGGGGCCGACGAUGUCCAAGCCGCUGUUGCUUUCGCCAAAAAAUGGCACUUGCGGCUAAACAUCAAGAAUACAGGACAUAGCGGCGAGAGAAGAAUCUGGACACAUAACAUCAAAGACAUCCAGUAUCACGAAAGAUUUACGCCACAGACUUGUUCGAACAACAAAACGGGUAUGGCAGCUACUCUGGGUGCUGGUGUCCAAGAUGGCGAGUUGUUUGCAGCUAUGGCAAAACACAAUGCUAUUGCUGUUGGUGGACAAAACAAUGAUGUUGGAGUUGUUGGUUGGGCUACUGGUGGUGGCCACGGUCUUGCAACUGGUGUGUACGGUAUGGGUGCCGAUAAUAUCAUCGAGGCAGUGAUCGUGACACCGAGCGGCGAAGUCCUCAACGUUAAUGAUUGCCAAAAUGAAGAUCUCUUUUGGGCGAUUCGUGGUGGGGGUGGAGGUACUUUUGGAAUCAUCAUUAGUGUCACGGUCAAGGCGUAUAAGAUGCCAUCAACUAUGCUGAUGGGGAUCGAUGUAUCCCCCAAGGAUAAUACAUCCACCAAGGAUUGGUAUAGCCUUGUUGCACGGAUGCAUGGCGAGUUCCCCCAGUUGCAGAAUUCUGGAGUUCAUGGGUAUUAUACCUUGUCGAGCUCACCGAUGUCAUUCAAUGUUGCUUUACUGCAGUACAACGCAGGUAACAAGACAUCUGACACACUUCUGAUUCCCAUGCGAAAACUCCUGAGUGCAGCAAACGCGACAGUCAGUGCCAAUUUUACUGAACAGUGGGCAUCGUCUUGGUAUGACCUUGUAAAGAACAUACCGCUGUACGGAAGCACGGGGAAAGUGCACAGCACUCGGUCGUCACGAUUCAUCCCAAGGCGAGCAAUGAAGGACACCGAAUCACUGGCGAAAGCUCUUGAGGCAAUAAUGGCCCCAGAUUCUCUUUCAGGAAGAGGAGUAACUGAUCCAUCUGUCUCUGGCACCAUGACAGCGAGCGUAACCCCUGUUGACAAUGCUUUGAAUCCAGCCUGGCGCGAUUCAAGCGUUCAUAUUAUCACAACUCAAACAUGGGACGAUACACUUCCCCAUGAUCUGAGGGAGAAGGCCAUCCACGAUAUGACUUACAAGAGAGGGCAUGCACUACGACAACUGGCACCUGAUACUGGUGCUUACUUCAAUGAAGCAAACUCGUACGAGCCAAACUGGCAGUGGUCUUUCUGGGGACUUAACUAUCCACGUCUUCACACAAUCAAGCAAAAAUAUGACCCAGAGGGCAUUCUCUGGUGUCAUAAAUGCGUUGGUAGUGAGACCUGGACUCAGCAAGAAAACGGUACCCUUUGCCGUGCUCUUUGA
Messenger RNA from Penicillium egyptiacum, 1653 nucleotides. The record is from the annotation of a GenBank genome assembly. NCBI's taxonomy places the organism in Eukaryota, Fungi, Ascomycota, Eurotiomycetes, Eurotiales, Aspergillaceae.